AUGGAUUUCAAUUGCUCCGAUGUGAGUCUAUGGAAAGAGUCUCUCGCUUCCUACAGUUGUCGAAUUGAAGCGCUUAACAAGCCCAAUCUCGUCGCCCUCGAUGACUUCUAUCGCAAUGAACUUCCUUCUCUCAUCCUUGAACGAAACCCUAGUCCGUACAUCACCACUACUGACAUCUCCAAGCUCAUGCAAUGGAAGCUCACCCGAGGCAAAUGGAGGCCUCGAUUAUUGGAUUUUGUGUCGGCACUGGACGAAGACGUAGUGAAAUCGGCAUCGGAGAAGGCUUUUACAUCUCUUCCUGAUGUAUCAAAAGCUGUUUCGGAGCUUACGGUACUGAAAGGAGUUGGUCCGGCCACUGCAUCUGCCAUUCUGGCUGCUUAUGCGCCUGACAUUGCGCCGUUCAUGUCGGACGAGGCGAUGGUGGCGGCUCUUGGUAAUUCGAAAGAUUACACAUUGAAGCAGUAUGUUGUGUUUGUGGAUAAGUUGCAGGCAAAAGCAAAGGAAUUAAGCACAAAGGGGGAUUUGUUCACACCAUCAGAUGUGGAAAGAGCUCUGUGGAGUUCUGCUGCAGCGGCCAAGUUACAAGAUUCUUCUACUGAUGCUCAUCUCAUGGUUAAGCCAAACAAAAAUUCCAAGAGAAAGAGAAAAUGA
Ilex paraguariensis (yerba mate) is the source of this 651-nucleotide messenger RNA. NCBI's taxonomy places the organism in Eukaryota, Viridiplantae, Streptophyta, Magnoliopsida, Aquifoliales, Aquifoliaceae. The record is from the annotation of a GenBank genome assembly.